Messenger RNA from Nannospalax galili (Upper Galilee mountains blind mole rat), 1048 nucleotides. RefSeq names its product olfactory receptor 52L1. The coding region runs from base 32 to 1027 and encodes 331 amino acids. Lineage: Eukaryota; Metazoa; Chordata; Mammalia; Rodentia; Spalacidae. Gene Ontology annotation, cellular component: membrane. Gene Ontology annotation, molecular function: olfactory receptor activity; G protein-coupled receptor activity. The transcript has a single exon. The record is from RefSeq and is a predicted model, not a curated record. Gene Ontology annotation, biological process: G protein-coupled receptor signaling pathway.
UCUGACAGGGUGAACCAAGAACGGAGGAAUCAUGACUUUGGUGCCUUUUCACCCUUCCUUCUCCGUGAUGUUGAUUAUGGCCUGUAGCAAUUCCAGCUGGAGACUCCCCCAGCCUCCUUUUUUCCUAGUAGGUAUUCCAGGCUUGGAGGAAAGUCAGCACUGGGUAGCACUGCUCCUUGGUGUCCUUUACUUCCUUGCUGUAGGGGGCAACGUUAGUAUUCUCGCCAUCAUCUGGACUGACUCCUCCCUGCACCAACCAAUGUACCUCUUCCUGGCCAUGCUCGCUGCCAUUGACCUGGUCCUGGCCUCCUCCACUGCACCCAAAGCCCUCCUCGUGCUCCUGGCACAUGAUCAUGAGAUUGGGUACAUUGUCUGCCUGAUUCAGAUGUUUUUCAUUCAUGCAUUCUCCUCCAUGGAGUCAGGUGUGCUCGUGGCCAUGGCUCUGGAUCGCUACGUCGCCAUUUGCCACCCUCUGCGUCAUUCCAGCAUUCUGCAUCCAGGGGUCAUAGGGCGCAUUGGAAUGGCAGUGCUGGUGCGGGGAUUGCUCCUCCUCAUCCCCUUCCCCAUUCUACUACAGAACCUUAUCUUCUGCCGGGCCACUAUCAUAAGCCAUGCCUAUUGCGAACAUAUGGCUGUGGUAAAACUUGCCUGUUCUGAAACCACAGUGAACAGAGCUUAUGGGCUGGCGGUGGCACUGCUGGUAGUUGGGCUAGACGUCCUGGCCAUUGGCAUUUCCUAUGCCCUCAUCCUCCAGGCAGUGCUGAAGGUCCCAGGGGGUGAUGCACGCCUCAAGGCCUUUAGCACAUGCGGAUCUCAUGUUUGUGUCAUCCUGCUCUUCUAUGUCCCUGGGAUGUUCUCUUUCCUCACUCACCGCUUUGGCCACCAUAUACCGCAUCAUAUCCAUGUUCUUCUGGCCACGCUCUAUCUCCUUGUGCCACCUGCCCUCAAUCCUCUUGUCUACGGAGUGAAGACGCGGCAGAUCCGCCAACGAGUGCUCAGGGUGUUCUGUACAAAAGCUUUGAUUUGAGCACAUCCUAAUCAUUUGCAA